AUGCCCGUGAUGGAGGGCGACACCUCGCAGGAGGCUGCGUCGGCCGACACUCCUGCCACCACGGCUGCAUCGGACGAGCGGGCGCGACCGCUUGCUUCAUUCAGACUGCCGGCGUUUGCCCCGGACGAGGCGGACCUCUGGCUGCUCCAAGUUGAAUGUGCGUUCGACGUGGCUGGCAUUGCCGAUCCCGUCACAAAGUUCAAGCUGCUGGUGGCAAAUCUGCCUACCAACGUGGCGGCCCAACGCCUCGCCCAGUCCCGUGCCAGCCGCCUCGAGGCCCUGCUCCGGCAUCAACAGCUCGGCGACAGGUCGCCUUCCCAGCUGCUUCGCGAUAUGAGAGGACAACUUUCAACGGCUGGCGACUCGUCGGUGGACAGUGGCCUACUGAGGACCCUGUUCCUCCAGCGGCUGCCGCAGUCCGCCCGCGCCGCUCUCUCGCUCCUGCCGGAGGCCACUCCGCUGGCAGAGCUCGCACAGGCGGCUGACCGCUUCCUGGAGGCGUCUCGUCCCACUGGCGCCGUCUCCGCCGUAGGUGCGAACUCCAGCCCGGCUCCUGCGGCCACGACUGGGGACGGAGAUCUGGCUGCCGCCAUCGCUUCCCUGUCCGCCGUCAUCAGCCGGCUGGACACCUCCCAUCGGCGGUUGGAGGGGGCAGUUGCUGGUCGCCGCUCGCGGCCAGGAACGCCUAGGCGUGGCUCCCGGUCGUCCUCGCCCUCCCGCGACGAGCGGGAGGAUUACUGCUGGUACCACCGCACCUAUGGAGCGCGGGCCCGAAAGUGCACUGGGCCGUGUGCGUGGACGCCGGCGGGAAACUCGGAGGCCUGA
Amphibalanus amphitrite is the source of this 825-nucleotide messenger RNA. RefSeq lists its product as uncharacterized. The transcript has 2 exons. The record is from RefSeq and is a predicted model, not a curated record. The coding region runs from base 1 to 825 and encodes 274 amino acids. NCBI's taxonomy places the organism in Eukaryota, Metazoa, Arthropoda, Thecostraca, Balanomorpha, Balanidae.